UCAUUACUUGUAUUGUAAUAAUCAAAUCAAUUGGACUUUCAUUUACUAUAUCGCAAGUCAUCGACAACUAUAUCAAAGAAAGAGAGAGAGAGAGACCAAACAUAUAUGAAAUGACGGCCACUAUUGAUAAGCCAAACGACGAUGAAGUAAUGAGACGAAAGCUAUUACUCGAUGGCGACGGUAUUGGCGACGACCGUAGGAUUAAUGCAACGAUGAAAGCGUUUAUCAAAUGGUGUUUCGAUGGCAAUGAUGGCGACGGCGGCGGAGUCGGCAACACAUCCGAUAGCAGUGUCCUGUUAUACGAAAAACUUGUCUACCAGUUGACAGUUUGCGAACAAUCGAUGGCCAAAUCGGUUGAUGUCAUGUCGAUGAUUGGCCGCGAAAUGAAUAACUACGAACAGAUUGGUAGAAAAAUUGGUGACCAGAUUGACGAUUGUAGCCGAAAACUAGUCGAGUGUCGGACAGAGUUGGCGGCGGCCAAAGUUGUUCGGAAGAAUAAAGUCGAAUACGAAUCGAUGACCGCACUUAUCGGCCGACACUCGGAUCGAUCGGUUACGCAGUCGGCUCUCGGGGAGUUGGAACGGGAGGUACGGGUUAUGCAACAAACACGCAAUCAGUUAUCAGGAAAGUUAGAUCAACGGAGACAACAGUUUCAUGUGAUGUUAGACGCCGUCCGACAACUCAAUCAAAUGCUUUCUGAUUCAGAUUUCGAUCAAGAAUUGAUGGAUAUAUCCACUGAUGAAAUACAAGUCAUCGACAACGACAACAACAAUAUCGACAUCAAUGACCAGCAAAUAGUCGAUUGAAUUAAACGAAACAUUUAUUUUUGUAUUAUUAUUAUCAUUAAUUAUGUCACUAAUUAAGUCAUUGAUUAAUUAAUACUUAUAUUAUCUACUGUUUUAUUGUUUAAAAAAAACAAUUA
This is a messenger RNA of Oppia nitens, 922 nucleotides long. Its product is annotated as THO complex subunit 7 homolog. Gene Ontology annotation, cellular component: THO complex part of transcription export complex. The transcript is spliced from 4 exons. Gene Ontology annotation, biological process: mRNA processing; mRNA export from nucleus. The coding region runs from base 111 to 806 and encodes 231 amino acids. Lineage: Eukaryota; Metazoa; Arthropoda; Arachnida; Sarcoptiformes; Oppiidae. The record is from RefSeq and is a predicted model, not a curated record.